AUGGCUUCCUAUCACCGUGUCCUGGCGGUAUUCGGCCGCUCAGUCAAAGACAAAGCCCUAGAGUGCGACUGCGACAUCCACCCCUGGGAGAUCAAGAUCAACGGCGAGCAAUGGCCAGGGAAGAUCCGGCUGAUCGGCUUCGUGGACGUGUUCUUCCUGUUCUCCUACUCGGCCAAUGCACGAUUCGAAAGGGGCAUCAUCGUCUACAAGGAGAGAUACGAUAUCGAGAGACUCCUCAAACAGAUCGAGGACGCCCGUUCCGCCGCAGGCCCCCCACCCACAGCCCCUGGAACCUCCCCAGCCCUCGAGGACAAAAAGGCAGAAACCGUCACCACGGUGACUGAAAUUCCCCCUAUCCCAUCGGAGGACAACCCAGCCACCGACUCCGACCAGCACCGCCGCCUCAGCUUCGACAACGACACCUCCUACAAAGUCACCAGCUGGGGCCACGAAGUCGGGCUGAAAAGCAACUACCCGAUCUCCUCUGUCGGGGAAUGGAAUAUCGAGAUUAGCAAGCCGUAUCAUCGCGCGUUGAGACGACGCAUCAAGCGCGCAAUCAAGGAACACACCACCACCGAGCUCCUCGAGGAUGUCGCGCGGUGCGGGUUCAUCGCCCAGGGCCAGUUCAUCGGAAAUGUGGCUUCAAAGUAUCUGGUUGGCGGCGUGUUGGAUGAUACUUUGACGAAGUAUAUGGAGGGGCUGGUGUCGGGGGAUAAGCCAGGACAUGUGGCGUUGGCGAAUGAGGGGUUUUAG
Molecule: messenger RNA, 753 nt
Organism: Aspergillus heteromorphus CBS 117.55
Lineage: Eukaryota; Fungi; Ascomycota; Eurotiomycetes; Eurotiales; Aspergillaceae
Exons: 5
Coding region: 1-753 (250 amino acids)
Source: RefSeq, a predicted model, not a curated record